AUGGAGCCCCGUCAGCGCAGCCCGACCCCGCUUUUGAAGACGUGUCGCACAUGUGCUCACGCCAAAAUCAAGUGCGACCGAACGCAGGACUCGGUCAUCUGCGAUAGAUGCCUCCGGCUCGGCAAAGAGUGCUCGUAUGCGCCGGCCCGUGGCCGUAAACCUCCGGGAUCCCGUUCAAGGUCGAACAAGCUACUUCAUGUCCCCGAUCAAUCGGCCCCUCCGCCGCCCGCGGAAAGUCCUGCCGCAUCUUCAUCUAACCACAGCCGGAGCCCUCCUCCAGCCACUGCCAGUUCCGGUCUUCCAAGACCAAGGCUUGAGGGACAUGACCCGUUCGAUGCCGGCCAGCUCACGGUGGAGAGGGGCCAAGAGCUCCUCGACCGAUUCCGCACAAAGCUUACUCCUCACUUUCCGUUUGUCAUAAUUCCCGCCGACGAGAAUGUGAACACCUUGAAGCAGACCAAACCAGCCUUAUGUCUGGCGCUGAUGGCCGCAGCAUCCUACGAUGACGUUCGUCUUCAGCGGGCUCUAGGCCAGAUGUUUAAUGAACUAAUUGCCGCUCGUCUAAUUGAAGGCGACUUUACCUCUCUGCACAUACUCCAAGGUCUCCUCGUUCAUCUUGCCUGGGCUCAUUUUCAACCGCGACCCAAGCGCUACACUCAACAUCUACAUCUGGCUGUCAGCAUAGUUUCGGAUCUCCGUCUGGAUAGGCCAAAAAACGUGCAACGAUGGAAUGUUGAACGGUCAGAGCGGACGGGAACGGCCCAGCAUUACAUUGAGUCUCUUGAUGAGCAGAGGGCCUUCCUCGGAACAUAUUAUCUCUCAUCGUGUUCGAGCAUUGUUCUUCAAAAGCUCCGCAUUGUUACCCUUACAACCUAUACGACGGAGACUGCUGAUCGGCUCGCCGAAGUAUCUGAAUACCCAACGGACCAGUACCUGCCUUACAUCAUUCGUCUUCAGCGAGUCGCUGAAGACAUCGAUGACAUCGUGAAAAACGAGUCAACACUAGAUCCAAUGCAAAUACAAGCGGCUGUUUCAGAUGCUAGAGAAAGGAUAGACCUUUUCAAGAACAACUUGUCGUUCCCCCUAGGAGACUGUCCAAUUUUGGUGCCCCAGAUGCAUACGAUCCAGUUGUGCCUCAACCAGCUCUCGAUUCCCGAUGCGCCUUUCGCUCUUCACAAGCCGCAGAAUCCCUCCUCGCAGCGACUAAUUCAGGGAUUAUCGGAGAGCAUUGUCUCCGCAAAGUCCCUCGUCAGCAUCCUCCUGCAUACCCCUCCAGGCCAAGAGGUGUACUUCCCCAAUAUUGUCUGGGUCAUGCUCCAUUGCGGAAAUACUCUGGCAGCUCGCCUAGACCUUCAAGCCGCGGACCCUAGGAUAAGCUUUAUGACAGAACAUCUUCGGCAGUUCUCCGACAUCGGCCACACCAUUCGCCAGGUUGUUCUUAGACUUGAGUCUGCAACAUCGCCAGAAGUGGACGACAGAGGCGAUAGAGAUUCCUUUUAUCAUUUUCUCAUACGCACAAAGCGUGUUGAAACAUGGUAUCUGGAUCAGCAAAAACUUCUCACAAGUCAGCAUGGUGUCUCGCCUCAAGGACUCAACGUCCCCACGACAAGGUCUCUUUCGAGCCUUGGUACACCGACCUCCAACUUAUCGAGUCAACCAGUUGCGUUUGAUUAUUCCGUCGCGCCGUCAGUCUUCUCGCAACCAGCGAUAGCUUCAGCAAGCAACACUAUGGCAUACACAGAUUUCAUACUGCCCGAAAAUGCUGCGAUGACCUCAAACGCCGAAUUCCCUGUAGAUUCUCUUUCAUUCGUAAACGACACUUUCAUACCGUUCAAGAGCUGGAACUACGCAAUAGGGAGUGAUCAUGGGGGUGAUGCUCAGUUUUACAUUGAUCAGAACUCUGAGGAGGUGAGGUCGUUCACGGAUCAAUUCACCAAGCUAUUCGAUCAACUCAUUCAGAAAGGAGGAUCGGAUGACUUUGGCGCCAUUACUCCGAAUACUACUUCUUUCUCGGUUGUCUUGUUCUCAGGCUCCCACGAGUCUGAGGAGAAUCCCGUCUUUUUCGAAUAUCAUCACACGGCAUCCGAAGCCCCCAAGGAUUCGAGCCUAGACUCCGACACUAUCUUCCCACUCGGCACACUAAGUCAACUCUUCACAGUCUAUGCGUGGCUCGUGGAAGCUGGCGAUGGGCAUUGGGGGACACCGAUUACUCAGUUUAUCCCAGAACUACGCAAUGCGUCCACUGAAUUGGCAGUCAAGUGGGAUGAGAUCACCAUCGGGGCAUUGGCUGGCCAGAUGUCCGGCCUUGCAAGGGAUUCUUUCGCUUGCAGGCUGGAUGGGUCCUGCACCCGCAACGACUUCGUUGAGAAGUUCGCUACACAGUCACCGCUGUUCCUACCUGAUACAACUCCGGCGGUUUCGAACGCUGCUUUCCAGCUCCUUGCUUUUGCACUUGAAGCCUAUAAAGCCGGCAACCGAACUUCGCCUUUCGAUCAAAUCCUCGACACGGCGAUCUUUGAACCGCUUAACAUGACCAAUACCGGAUUUCUGGCCCAAAAUAAGAAAGUCUUCGCAGAUGGCCUCAAUACGUCGGCUAUCGGAGAACCUGGCGCGCUAUCGGCUAUUUCUACCGCCUCAGACCUUGCACGUGCUGGCCAUUCCAUGCUUAGUUCACGCCUCAUCCCCAAAGCCGCAACCCGUCGUUGGCUCCAACCCAUUGCCGAUACAUCAAACUUGCGAAAUGGUGUUGGUCGCCCAUGGGAGAUCUACCACGCGGGCCAGUAUGCGAACAGCUCCAUCCUCGAUGUCUACACUAAGACAGGUCUGAUUGGCCACUACGCAAGCUACUUUGGUCUGGCCCCAGACUUCAACGCAGGCUUCGCUAUUCUUGCUCAUGAUAGCGAAGCUGCCCGAGGACCUGACUUGAAUGUCUACGCUGACAUUGUCUCUCUUGCAAUUGUGCAGUUGCAGAAACUCGCAGCUGCAGAGGCGAAAGCAAGAUACGUUGGAUCCUUCGAUGGGCCUGCAGGGUCAGCAAGCUUCAACGUAUCGAGCGAUGGUCCUGGGCUCAUUGUGACAUCGCUAAAGAGGGGUGAAGUUGAUCUCCGGAAUGAGAUUGCGGCCUUCGCUGGCAUCAAACUUGAGAAUUUUGAUUUUCGUCUUUACCCUAGCAACGUGAUGACUGAGACUCAGCACCAGUUUGUCGCCGUAUUCCAAGACAAGAGCGCGCCCGUCGACAUGGGCACACCCACUUGCAUCACCUGGCAAGACGUUGGCUCUCUGGGGCCCAGUGUGGACGUCCGAUUUGUGUUCGAUAUAGCCAAUACAGGGAAAGCUUCAGCAGUGACGUUUGACGGUGGCUCGGUUGCUCUUCCAAGGUCUGGCUGA
Molecule: messenger RNA, 3387 nt
Organism: Colletotrichum gloeosporioides
Lineage: Eukaryota; Fungi; Ascomycota; Sordariomycetes; Glomerellales; Glomerellaceae
Exons: 8
Coding region: 1-3387 (1128 amino acids)
Biological process (GO): regulation of DNA-templated transcription
Cellular component (GO): nucleus
Molecular function (GO): zinc ion binding; DNA-binding transcription factor activity, RNA polymerase II-specific; transcription cis-regulatory region binding
Source: RefSeq, a predicted model, not a curated record